This is a messenger RNA of Salvia hispanica, 1573 nucleotides long. RefSeq names its product glucan endo-1,3-beta-glucosidase 5-like. NCBI's taxonomy places the organism in Eukaryota, Viridiplantae, Streptophyta, Magnoliopsida, Lamiales, Lamiaceae. The record is from RefSeq and is a predicted model, not a curated record. Gene Ontology annotation, molecular function: hydrolase activity, hydrolyzing O-glycosyl compounds. Gene Ontology annotation, biological process: carbohydrate metabolic process.
UGUAGUAAUAAUCAUGGUUUGUCUCCAAUAUUUAUUGAUGGCCAUUUUUUUCUUGUUGGGUGAAAACCUAGUUGCCGAUGGGUUCGCCUGCAACUGGGGAUUGCAGGCGUCCCACCCUCUUCCGCCCGACAUCGUGGUCAAGCUGAUGAAGGACAACGGGUUUGACAAAGUGAAGUUGUUCGAGGCCGACCCCUAUGCCUUGGAGGCUCUUGGCAAGUCUGGCAUUCAAGUCAUGGUCGGGAUCCCUAACGACAUGUUGGCUGGUAUCGCGAGUAGUGUCCGUAUCGCGGAGCAAUGGGUCGAGAAGAAUGUUUCCCACUUUAUCUCCAAUCUAGGGGUCGAUAUCAGAUAUGUUGCAGUCGGAAAUGAGCCAUUUUUGAAAACCUACAACGACAAGUUCACCCAAAUCACCUUCCCAGCGCUGCAGAACAUCCAGGCAGCGCUGAUCAAGGCGGGCCUGGGCCGCGACGUGAAGGCGACCGUCCCCCUCAACGCGGACGUCUACCAGUCGGACUCGGGCGCGCCCUCGGGCGGCGACUUCCGCCCGGACAUCCACGCGCUCAUGCUCUCGAUCGUCAAGUUCCUGAGCGACAACGCGGCCCCACUCACCAUCAACAUCUACCCCUUCCUCAGCCUCUACGCCGACUCCCACUUCCCCCUCGAAUUCGCCUUCUUCGACGGGGGCGCGGCCCCCAUCGUCGACGGCCCCGCCACCUACACCAACGUCUUCGACGCGAACUACGACACCCUCAUCACAGCCCUCGAGAGGAACGGCUUCCCCAACCUCCCCGUCAUCGUGGGCGAGAUCGGCUGGCCCACGGACGGGGACGCCAACGCCAACCCCCGCCUGGCCAGGCGAUUCAACCAGGGCUUGAUCGCCCGGAUCAACGGGGGCCGGGGCACCCCCAAGCGGCCCGCCCUGCCCGAUAUAUACAUGUUCUCGUUGCUCGACGAGGACAUCAAGAGCAUCGAUCCCGGGAACUUCGAGCGGCAUUGGGGGGUGUUUUACUUCGACGGCGUCGUGAAGUACCCCCUCGCUUUGGGGCGGGGGAGGAACCUCACGGCGGCGAAGGGGGUUCGGUAUCUGGCGCGGCAGUGGUGUGUCAUGGCGCCGGAUGCUGACCUGGCGGAUCCGGGGCUGGGGGCGGGCAUGAGCACGGCGUGCACGUACGCGGACUGCACGAGCCUUGGGGCGGGGUCGUCGUGCGGGCAGUUGGACGCGAGGGGGAACGCGUCGUAUGCGUUUAAUAUGUAUUAUCAGACGGUGAAUCAGCAGAAGGGGGCGUGUGAGAGGUUUGGGAAGCUGUCGGUGAUAACGAGGAUUGAUCCGGGGUAUCAUGCUGGUUCUUGUAGGUAUGUGAUUAUGAUUGAUAGUGGGAAGCAUGAGGUGGCCAAGAAGCCGAGGACGUCGGCGGCAGAUGGGGGUGUGGCUGGUUUUGUGGUGGUGACGGCGAUGGUGGUGGUGGUGGUUCAGCUUGUUUUUGGUUUUUGAAUGAAAUUAAGAUUCAUAUUGUUAUUCUUGGUUUUGUACAUAUUAUUAAAUUGGAGUGUUUUAUUAUGAUUCUUUCUACUA